AUGUCGCUGAAAGAACCGACAGAGAAGUCGGAGACCUCCAAGAGCACGCUUCCUCCAAUGUCCCAGAUUCCAGGUCUUGGGGACUUCGCAAAAGCUCCCCAUGAAGUGCCGUCCAGGUGCCACAGGAAGUGGAUCAAAGAGACUGAUUCAGCUUAUGUCAGGCUGGCAAAGCAAGGAGGCCAACCUGACCUACUGAAGCACUGUCCUGUGACAGUGGAGUCCCCUCCUGCCACAAAUGCUGCACCUGACUGGUACUCGCACUGCUCCAAUUCCCCAGCAGCUGAUGAGCCACGGAGCUAUGUUUCUUCUCUACCAGAUUAUAUGAUUCACAAAGAGUUUAAGGCUGAUGAGCAUCAAGGUAAUACUUAUGAGACAAAAAGAGGGCCUUUUGAUUUUGAUAUGAAGAGUGUUUGGCAGCGGGAUGCUGAGGACAAGGAUAAAACGGAGAAAAUGAAGGAAAAGCUUGCAGCUACAAGCCCUAAAAAUCCAAGCAGCCUGCCAAGUGUUUCUCCAAACAAGGAAUUUAGUGGGGAAAAUAAGCUUUCCUUCCCAUCUAGGCCUGCUCAGAGAAAAAGCGAACCAGUAAACUUUAGCAAAUUACUAAGUAAUGGUUAUGGGACUGACUGGCUUCAGCAACAUAUGGGACAGGAAAAAAAGAUUCAAGAAACAUCAGAAAAUAGUGAGCAGUCCAAAGAUUCAGAACCAUCACAGUUGGAAUCAGCUCUGCAAGCAACUAAUUAA
Molecule: messenger RNA, 741 nt
Organism: Chaetura pelagica (chimney swift)
Lineage: Eukaryota; Metazoa; Chordata; Aves; Apodiformes; Apodidae
Product: chromosome unknown open reading frame, human C7orf57
Exons: 6
Coding region: 1-741 (246 amino acids)
Source: RefSeq, a predicted model, not a curated record